Messenger RNA from Lachancea fermentati, 1704 nucleotides. NCBI's taxonomy places the organism in Eukaryota, Fungi, Ascomycota, Saccharomycetes, Saccharomycetales, Saccharomycetaceae. The record is from the annotation of a GenBank genome assembly.
AUGCGCUCUCCUUUGCAUGGCUCUAAAGAGGAGUUGGCCUUGAACUCACCAUUUGGUUUGCCAGGAUCAACGCCUCAAAGAAUGAACUGCAUUGUGGAGGAAGAUACCAGCAAGGGUCCGCCUUUUCGCGAAACUGAAGCUGUAAGCACACCACCGAGACCGUUGUCGUUCUACUCGAAUCGAGACGGCAACAAUUCAAGCGGAAGCUUGAUAUACAACCAGGGGUUUUCGUUUGGGGAAAAUGCUGGCGCCUCAGGGCAAAUCGAGAACAAACGUCACUCGCUCAAAUAUAUACCAGGACCGAAGCUUCCUCCAGUAUCUUCAUCGCGUAAUCGUUCUCCAAUCCGUCCAAAUCGGUCGCCGUCCCCAGAUAGGUCUAGGAGACCUUCUUCUGGCAUACUUGACGCACCGUUUAAUUUCUCGUCAUCAUCCUUACAGCCUCCUGCCUCUGCUGGAUCAGCGUCCAGAGCGUCCUUCCGUAAGGGGCAUCGAUACAAACACUCUUCUGUGUCCAUGAAUUUUUUUCAAGAGCCUGACGUUAAGGUACCGUUGAACAUUGCAAAAUCCCUUCCUAUACCUGAUCUCGCAGAUCUUAAGGCAAACAUACCAUGGCCGCGCGGUUAUGUACAGCUCAUCAUCGUGACUUUACAGUGCAUUACUUGCAUUGCAACAUUUCAGACGGGUCAUGUUCGCGGUUGGAAUAACCUGAUAACUCUCUCGCAUUUUGUACUUUAUGAUAUUCUUGGCUCCGUGGCGAUUAUUCUUGUCGAGAAUCUGUCGCAAUUUGAAGUUUGGAACACAGGAACCAUAACUUUUCCAUUCGGUUUGAAUAGAAUAGAUGUCCUCUUGAGUUUUGCGCUUGCUGUCUCGUUAUGCUUUAUGGGAUUAGACUUGUUUUUUCACAUACUUGAAGAAACUGUCGUCUUAUUUGUGGAAUCCAGUCAUUACGAGCAACAUGAUGAAAUUGCACCAAAUAUACCUCAUACACAUCACUCGGGUGCUAUGAUGGAAGGAACAAAUGAUAUCUACAUAUGGUAUAUUCUUUUGUCCUCGAAUUUGUUGCUGUCAUUGAAAUGCUUUUUUGAUAUAUUUCAUUCAAAUGCACACACAAAAUUCAAAACCAAAAACCCCAUAAUUACGUGUGUCUACGUGGUUUAUCUCAUGGUAUAUCCAUUCAUCCAGCAGAUAGCAACUAUUUCAGACUAUUUAGCAACAGGGCUUCUUUCAAUCUUCAUUAUCUCCUAUGGCUGGACUAUAGCAAAAUGGACCGCAACAGUGCUACUUUUGGGCUUUUCAACUACAUCCGUAACUGGCUUAAUGUUGGAUGACAAUAAUGAGGACUCUUCUGAUACAAAACAGCCGCAUGUGCUUCGCAGAUCAAAAAGUACGUUACCAACAGCUAUUGUAUUAGAUCAGAAGGCAGGAAAUGAGGAGAAAUCAUCGAGCGAAUAUGAUUCGACAAUCAUCAAAUCCAAAAUUCUCGAAAAUAUUGAGGCCCUCCCUUCAUUUCGCGCAAACUGUAAAAUAUCCAACGAUAACUUAAUUAUUGCAAAGGUUAACUUUGACAAAUAUAUCGUUCUAAUGAAGCUGAGCAUGUCAGGCGGUUCUAAUGAUGAUGAAAAAGAUCUUCUACUAGCCAUCGACAAGUGCAUCAAAAAGACACUCCCCACAUCAGAGACUACCGUUGAAAUUGACAGACUUUAA